CCGAAUCCUCCAGUUCAUUCACGAGACCAACAAAGAAAAGUAGGAAAACCUUCCUGCAGUGUCUCUCUUCCCUCUCAUCUAGUGCAUUAACCUGCUUCGACUCUCCUCUCUCUCUCUAAACAGCCUUGAAGGGAAUAUUGGAAAUGGGUAUGGUAGUGGUGAUCUCUUUGCCUUUGAUAAUCUUCUGCUUACUUCUUGGUUUUGGAUGCUACUACUUGGGGAGAUACAAAGGAAGACAAGAUGUCCGUACAAAUGCUCAAGUUUUUGGGGUACCUAUUCCACCACCUGGUACUGCUAGUAAACCACCUCCUCCACCUCAUUCCAAGCCAGGAAACUUGGAGAAUGUUUAGAUUUUUUUUCUUUCCCUUUAUUGCUUUACUUUGCACUUUCUUAUAUGGGGUGUAGAGAGUGAUUUUUUAUGCUGUUGAGAUGUGUGGUGUGGUUGUUGAGCAUUAUUUGUCUAUGAAUUUUGAGGUAUUGAAUUGAGCUGUAAUAUAUGGGUUGGCGAUUGUAUAUUGGUUGUCAUAUGAAUGAAAUUGAUAAAGAUUUGUAUUUUUA
Messenger RNA from Populus trichocarpa (black cottonwood), 558 nucleotides. RefSeq lists its product as uncharacterized. The coding region runs from base 144 to 350 and encodes 68 amino acids. NCBI's taxonomy places the organism in Eukaryota, Viridiplantae, Streptophyta, Magnoliopsida, Malpighiales, Salicaceae. The transcript has a single exon. The record is from RefSeq and is a predicted model, not a curated record.